CGCACCUAAUGAGUUGGCUUAAUAAGAGAGCGAACAUAAGCGACGUCUGGGCUCAAGACUACGCUCAGGGCAGCAGGUUCCGCGUCGGACUCGUUGCAGCUAACAAAGAAGUGACUACCUUGCAAACGCCGCGUUUUGUGACCCGGUGCUACGUGCUGACCUCACUUGAUAGAUCCACCACGAAGCCAGUCAGACACUCUACGCAACCACUAUGCGUUUCAAAUCGACCGCCAUCCUGCUGGACUUCUUGGUGCAAGUUCCAGCUUCCGUCGAGCGGCUACUCACAUUACUUGAGGUGGAAACCUUGCAAAAAGCGCCAGCUCGUGUUGCUAUGCUCGCGCUGGCUUAUAAGGCGUAUUCUAUCACCACUCUACGCUUCGAGCACGGCGUGUUUAUAGGCACACAUCCGGCCGCCGCAGUCAAGGCAUUCUAUCCUUAUGCCUGCAAGUUUCUUAUCGCAACUGGGCAAGCGAAAGGUAUAAAGGAUGCCGCUGUUGACGUUCUCGACUUUGGCGUGUAAGCGCUGACUGACAAGGCUAAUAACCGCCAGCUAUAGAGCCAAGCGGAUCGUGAGAAGUUCGUCCAGUUGCUUAGGAGCAAGGUGAUGAAAGCACCUCUGCACGCUUCCUUCUUGAUCUUGAUAGAGAACAAGGACUACGACACUGAUCACGUCCUAAAGGUUGACCAUCGCACCGCCGCUGAACCCACUC
Messenger RNA from Baudoinia panamericana UAMH 10762, 710 nucleotides. RefSeq lists its product as uncharacterized. Lineage: Eukaryota; Fungi; Ascomycota; Dothideomycetes; Mycosphaerellales; Teratosphaeriaceae. The record is from RefSeq and is a predicted model, not a curated record. The coding region runs from base 212 to 520 and encodes 102 amino acids. The transcript has a single exon.